This is a messenger RNA of Striga hermonthica, 333 nucleotides long. Lineage: Eukaryota; Viridiplantae; Streptophyta; Magnoliopsida; Lamiales; Orobanchaceae. The record is from the annotation of a GenBank genome assembly.
AUGUCGGGAGUUUGGGUGUUCAAAAACGGCGUGGUACGUCUGGUGGAGAAUCCGGGGGAGUGUACUCGGAAGAAGGUAUUGGUCCACGUGUCGUCCAACGAGGUUAUUACAUCAUACGCAGUUUUGGAGAGGAUAUUGUUGUCCUUGGGCUGGGAAAGGUACAUUAAUGAGGACCAUCAUCAUCAUCAUCAUCAUCACCUUUUGCAGUUUCAUAAGAGAUCCACAGUUCACCUUAUUUCACUUCCAAAGGAUUUCUGCAAGUUCAAGUCCAUCCACAUGUACGAUAUUGUCGUCAAGAAUCGCAAUCAAUUCGAAGUUCGAGAUAUUAUGUGA